Messenger RNA from Humulus lupulus (European hop), 7751 nucleotides. Its product is annotated as protein CHROMATIN REMODELING 4. The transcript is spliced from 11 exons. Gene Ontology annotation, biological process: chromatin remodeling; negative regulation of transcription by RNA polymerase II. Gene Ontology annotation, molecular function: histone binding; chromatin binding; DNA binding. NCBI's taxonomy places the organism in Eukaryota, Viridiplantae, Streptophyta, Magnoliopsida, Rosales, Cannabaceae. Bases 448 to 7401 code for a protein of 2317 amino acids. Gene Ontology annotation, cellular component: chromatin; nucleus. The record is from RefSeq and is a predicted model, not a curated record.
AAAUAAAAAUAAAAAGGAGAGAGAAAAAACUAUAUCUUUCUCUCUCUUCGUAUUUUCUUUCUUUCUCUCUCUUAUUGUCCCUGUCUCUUUCUUUCUCGUACUCUUUCUCAUGUGUCUCCUCUUUCUCCUCUUCCUCGAGCUUCCAUGCCCUAAUCCCCUCUUUCUAUCUCUCUCGCUACAUCUGUUUAUCUCUCCCUAUUUCUCAAUUGUUCAGUUGCCCAAGUUGCUUUUUGUGUUGGGUUAUUGAUCCAUUAUAAAGAACCAAGUUUGGCAAGCUUCAAAAUUCAUCUGGGUAACUUUUAUUACGUGCAGGAAUGAAUUGGUUAGCCAUUUCAUUACACAAAACUGCUGGGAAGAAGCUCAGAUUUUUUGACUUUUCAAUGAUUAAGGAGUCAUAAUAUGUUAAUUGUCAUUGUAGAUGAUACAUGUAAGAUCCAGGACUGAGAGAUGAAAGAAAAUAGUUCAUCUAAUAGUAAAAUGAUUAAUAGAAAUUGGGUGUUGAAGCGCAAACGCAGAAAGCUUCCUUAUGGGCCUGAUCUAUCUAAUGGAAAAGAAGACGGUUCAGUUGCAUCUGGAUCUUCGAGAAAUAUUUCUUCAACAAAACACAAAUUGAAGACUGAAAUACUUAACGAGCGAUUUUCAUCCAAGAAGAAGGGAAAUGAUGGGUACUACUUCGAGUGUGUGGUCUGUGACCUCGGCGGUAAUUUGUUAUGUUGUGAUAGCUGUCCUCGCACUUAUCAUCUCCAGUGUCUUAAUCCACCACUUAAGCGUAUUCCAAUGGGGAAGUGGCAAUGUCCAAGCUGUCAGAAGGGUGAUCUGCUAGAGCCUGCAAGUAGUUUAGAUAAAAUUUCGAAACGAGCAAGGACAAAGAUUGUUCCUUCAAAAUCCGCUUCUGUAAUCAAGUCAUCUGAAAGAGAAAAAAUAUCCCAGAUAUUUGGAAGUUCAAUUAUUGCAAAGAAAAGGUCUUCCAAGAAAGGAAAAUCUGUUUCAACUCAAGGAGUAAAAUUCUUGGAAAAUAAACCAGCAUCCUCUGAAAUAGAUAUGUCUUACAGUGCCAAGUCAGACCAUUUACUGGAGGAUGCCUCUUUGGAUUGUACUUUAUCAUCUGUAAAUGUUGAGGUUGAAAAAGAAAGUGAGAAGUCUCCAGUGGAAUCCUCCGCAGAUAAGAAGUUUCCAAUUGGUUCCUCAACAGAUCAGAAGUCUCCAAUGGAUUCCUCCACAGAUAAGAAGUCAGGCUCUCUUGCUAAAGAAGCUUCCUCUCAUUCUAAAGUUGCAAUAUCAGAGGCAAAGGAUGAGGCUUCUCCAGAGUUAGCUUCUCCUGAUGUUAAACCGAGCUUGUCAUGUAACAAUGAGCCUCAGGGAAACACUGUUGUCCUUGCAAUUAGUGCUACAACUGAAAAGGCUAAAAAAAGGAAAGAUAAAGCUAAGAAUGAUAAUAGUCGAAAGAAAUGCAAGACUGACAAGGGAAAAGGUGUUGCUAGUAUUUCUAAACAGCGUGGGUCGAAAACAAAUACAGCAAGUUCUGGAAAUAAUAAAUUGCGGAGAAAGCAGAAAUCAGUUAACCGUGGGGUUUCUGCAUCUUUGUCAAAGGAAGACGUUCAAAACAAUAAUUCGAAUGUUCCCGGCAAAGAUGAGCAGAAGCUUCUUGAGGAUGCGAAAAACCCAUCUUGUGAUAAGGAUAAAGCAGGAAAUCAUGUAGUUGACUCACUUAUGUGUGAAAAUAAGGCUAUAUCUGAAUCUCUGAUGGUAGAUCGCAUUCUAGGAUGUCGAGUUCUAGGCGAUAACAGCAAUUCUUCACGGCAUUUAUCUUUGACAAAUGCUGAUGAUUUAUUAAUUUCAGAAUCCCAAAAUAGAUUAUCUCGGGAGAAUUCUGCUUCUGAUCAUGAGCUAGAUGUCGAGGCUGUUGAUUUUGUUAUCGAGGAUAAUGGAAAUGAUAUGAAGAUUGUUGACGAGGAAGAAUGCAUAAAAAAUGACAUUAGAGUGGAUAAAAUAAAUGUAUAUAAGAGAUCUCUGUGCAGAGAAGGUAAAAAAGGGAAUGAGGUGGAUUUAAUGAAGAAUUCAAAGAAUACUGGAUCUACCACCAUGAUUGCUAAAGAGCAGAAUGAAUCUGCUGUGUCUACAGGUGAGACAGGGAAAACAAAUGAAAAUUUGGUGACAGAGGAAGAUACAAAUACUGAUAUGGAAAAUCAUGAUACUGAUGAAGUUCCACAAGUCUGUGAAACAUAUCUCUCUAGCAAGGAGAAAAUUGUUGUGGAUAUAGAAUCAGGAAGUAGUGACGUUGCUGAGCACAAAAUUCAGGAAACCACUGUGGUUGAACCUGCAUAUGCUAAUGGAGAGACUGUUCUGUAUGAGUUCUUUGUUAAGUGGGUAGGAAAAUCCCAUAUUCACAAUGGUUGGGUCCCUGAGUCUCAGCUGAAAGUCAUGGCAAAAAGGAAACUUGAAAAUUAUAAGGCAAAGUAUGGAACGUCGGUUAUAAAUAUCUGCGAGGAACAAUGGCAGCUACCACAGCGGGUAAUAGCUCUUCGCUCAUCUAACGAUAUUUGUGAAGCUUUUGUAAAAUGGACUGGUCUGCCGUAUGAUGAAUGCACUUGGGAAAGUUUGGAGGAGCCUGUUCUUAAAAAAUCUUCUCGUUUGAUUGAACUAUUUCAUCAAUUUCAGCUCCAAACAAUAGAGAAAGAGGUUUCCAUGGUGCCAAGGGGGAAGAUUGAUCAGCAAAAUGAGGUAGCUACUCUCACAGAGCAGCCUAAGGAACUAAAAGGAGGUUUAUUGUUUCCCCACCAGCUUGAAGCACUAAAUUGGUUGCGUAAAUGCUGGCAUAAGUCCAAAAAUGUGAUACUAGCUGAUGAGAUGGGUCUGGGGAAGACAGUUUCUGCUUGUGCUUUCAUUUCAUCUUUGUAUGUUGAGUUCAAAGCUAUUCUACCUUGUUUGGUCUUGGUUCCUUUAUCAACAAUGCCUAAUUGGCUGGCUGAGUUUCAAUUAUGGGCUCCUGACUUAAAUGUUGUGGAAUAUCAUGGCUGUGCUAAAGCAAGAGCCAUCAUUCGGCAGUAUGAGUGGCAUGCUAGUGAUCUAAAGGACUCAAAUAAUAAAAUGGCUGCUUAUAAAUUUAAUGUUCUUUUGACUACAUAUGAAAUGGUUCUCGCUGAUUCUUCACAUUUGCGUGGAGUUCCUUGGGAAGUUCUUAUAGUUGAUGAGGGACAUCGUCUUAAGAAUUCUGGAAGUAAGCUUUUCAGCUUGCUAAAUACAUUCUCUUUCCAACACCGCGUCCUUUUGACUGGGACUCCUCUUCAGAACAAUAUUGGUGAGAUGUAUAAUUUGCUUAAUUUCUUGCAGCCAGCAUCAUUCCCUUCUCUAACUUCAUUUGAGGAGAAGUUUAAUGACCUUACAACUGCCGAAAAAGUUGAUGAAUUGAAAAAACUCGUUUCUCCACACAUGCUUCGUAGGCUUAAAAAAGAUGCCAUGCAAAAUAUACCCCCAAAGACUGAAAGAAUGGUUCCUGUUGAACUUUCAUCCAUCCAAGCUGAAUAUUAUCGUGCAAUGCUUACCAAGAAUUAUCAGAUAUUGCGAAAUAUUGGGAAAGGUGUUGCACAACAAUCUAUGCUAAAUAUUGUGAUGCAAUUAAGAAAGGUCUGCAAUCAUCCAUAUCUAAUACCAGGAACAGAACCCGAUUCUGGGUCAGCUGAAUUCCUUCAUGAAAUGAGGAUAAAAGCUUCAGCCAAGUUGACUUUGCUGCAUUCAAUGCUUAGAAUUUUAUAUAAGGAAGGUCACAGAGUCCUCAUCUUUUCCCAGAUGACAAAAUUACUUGAUAUUCUUGAAGAUUAUUUGACUAUAGAAUUUGGACAGAAAACAUUUGAAAGAGUGGAUGGUUCCGUUUCUGUGGCUGAUCGUCAAACGGCUAUAGCACGGUUCAACCAAGAUAAAAGUCGGUUCGUUUUUUUGUUAUCAACUCGCUCAUGUGGCCUCGGGAUCAAUUUGGCAAGUGCUGACACAGUUAUUAUUUAUGAUUCUGAUUUCAACCCACAUGCUGAUAUCCAAGCCAUGAAUCGUGCACAUCGGAUUGGACAAUCAAAGAGACUCUUGGUGUAUCGGCUUGUAGUUCGUGCCAGUGUUGAAGAGCGGAUCUUGCAGCUUGCAAAGAAGAAACUUAUGCUCGAUCAACUGUUUGUUAACAAGUCUGGAUCUCAAAAGGAAGUGGAGGACAUUUUAAAAUGGGGGACAGAAGAACUUUUUAACGAUUCUCUUGGCACUGAUGGAAAAGAUACAGGUGAAAAUAAUGUUAACAAAGAUGAGGCAUCUGUAGAUAUUGAACAUAAGCAUAGAAAGAGAACUGGUGGUUUGGGAGAUGUCUACCAGGAUAAAUGUACAGAUAACAGUAACAAGAUUGUGUGGGAUGAAAAUGCAAUUUUGAAGUUACUUGAUCGGUCAAAUCUACAGUCUGGAUCAACUGAUGUUGCAGAGGGAGAUUUGGAGAAUGACAUGCUUGGCUCAGUAAAGUCUCUUGAGUGGAAUGACGAACCAACUGAAGAACAAGUGGGAACUGAAUCACCUCCUGGUAUGCUUGAUGAUAUCUCAGCACAAAGCUCUGAGAGAAAGGAGGAGAAUGUAGCUAUUGUCACUGAAGAAAACGAGUGGGACAAACUAUUACGUGUUAGAUGGGAGAAAUAUCAAAGUGAGGAAGAAGCAGCUCUAGGUCGUGGGAAGCGGCAACGAAAAGCUGUUUCAUAUAGAGAAGCAUAUGCUCCACACCCCAGUGAAACAUUGAGUGAGCAGAGUGGUGGUGAGCGCGAGCCUGAGCCAGAGCCUGAACGAGAAUACACACCUGCUGGUCGAGCACUAAAAGCAAAAUAUGCCAAGCUCCGUGCUAGACAAAAAGAACGUCUUGCCAAGAGGAAUGCAGUUGAAGAAUCUAAUCCUAUUGAUAGAUCGCCCCUUGAACCAGCCCCUCAAUGUCCUUCAACCAAUGCUUUAGAUGGUGAGCAAGCUUCUGGACUAGUUCGAUCUUCUGUGGAGAAACCACUGAUAAUUGAUUUGGAGGAUAAGAAAUUUGACACUCCUAUGAACAAGUCUGGAUCACCGUUAAGGCUUGGGAGGCUAUCAAAGAGUAAAAUUAGUGGUCAUCUUGAUCGAUGUGUUAAUCUUCUUGACCAUCCUUCUCCAGACAUAUUCCUUCCAAGCCACCAACUCCAUGGAACAAAUUAUACUAACUCAACAUUCAACAGUAAUUUAUUACCAGUUCUUGGGCUCUGUGCUCCCAAUGCUAAUAAAAUGGAAUCAUCACAUAAGAACUUCUCAAGAUCAAAUGGCAGACAAAGUCGAUCAGGAAUUGGACCAGAGUUUCCAUUUAGUCUGCCUCCACACUCUGGCACUUUGACUGAGACAGAAGUUAACGCUUCACAAGAUGUUUCACAACAGCAUCUUAAGAGUGGCAUUUCUGAUGGUCGAUUUCCACUUAGCCUGGGUAGGAUGCCACUGCCUAACUUACCAUUUGAUGAGAAAUUGCUGCCAAGAUUCCCACUUCCAUCUAAGAGCAUGCUGAGUUCACAUCUCGACUUCUUACCUAGCUUGUCUUUGGGUGGGAGAGAAGAAUCUAUGAGUGGUUCUUUGCAAGAACUUCCAACAAUGCCAUUGUUGCCAAAUUUAAAAUUUUCCUCACAAGAUGCGGUGAGAUAUAAUCAGCCAGAAAGAGAGGUGCCUCCGACUCUGGGUUUGGGACAUAUGCCAAGCAUGUUUUCAUCAUUUCCUGAAAAUCAUAGGAAGGUACUUGAAAACAUAAUGAUGAGAACUGGCUCCGGAUCAAGCAGCCCAAUUAAAAAGAAAUCCAAAGCAGACAGCUGGUCAGAAGAUGAACUUGAUUUCUUGUGGAUUGGUGUUCGUAGGCAUGGGAGGGGUAAUUGGGAUGCAAUGCUCAGAGACCCCAGGUUAAAGUUUUCAAAGUAUCGAACUUCUGAAGAUUUAUCAGCCAGGUGGGAGGAGGAACAAGUUAAGAUCUUAGAUGGAUCAGCUUUUCCUGUGCCAAAACCAACUAAGUCAACAAAGUCUAACAAAUCUUCCUUAUUUCCUGGUAUUUCUGAUGGAAUGAUGGCAAGGGCACUACAUGGGAGUAGAUUUGUCACUCCACCAAAAUUCCAACCUCACUUGACAGACAUGAAAUUGGGUUUUGGAGAUCUAGGGCCUACCCUGCCAAAUUUUGAAUCAUCAGAUAGAAUUGGUUUACAACACGAGCAAUUCCCUCCUGUUCCAACAUGGAUGCAUGAUAAAUAUCGGGCAAAUAUGUCUGGAGAUUGUGUUGCUGGGCCUUCUGACAGACCAGGAACAUCUUCAAAUGCACCUGUUGAGAAGCCAUUUCUGCUUAAUUCUUAUGGUGCUAAUUGUUUAGAUUCAAUUGGUCUGAAUCACUCAUCCAGCUAUGAUGCAAAGCGAAAGGAGGAUGAACAGGUUGGGAGUAAGUAUGGAAAGUUACCUAGUCUUCUAGAUAGAUCACUGAAACUUUUGCGUGGUGAAUCCAGUAGUCUAGCCUCGAUGCCUGACCCUAGGAGAGGGCUCUUGCACUCAAAGGGGGAAGAUGUAGCUGGAAGUAGCUCUUCAAGGGACAAGCUACCUCAUUGGCUACGAGAAGCUGUAAGUGCUCCAGUAAAGCCCCCAGAACCUGAGCUACCACCCACUGUCUCAGCAGUUGCACAGUCAGUUAGGUUACUAUAUGGGGAAGAUAAAACAAGUAUUCCUCCAUUUGUGAUUCCUGGCCCCCCUCCUCCUUUCCCAAAGGAUCCAAGGCGUAGCUUAAAGAAGAAGAAGAAACGAAAGUCGCAGCUGUUGAGGCAGGGUGCACCAGAUAUCGUCGGAAGUAGCCAGGACUUCCAAAGCACUGUGCUCGGGGAAAAUGCUCCAAGUACUUCAUUGGCCCCACCACUUUCAUUGCAUCCACAAGCAAUAACAAGGGUUGAGUCUGACCUCAACUUUCCUCCACUCCAUUUAGAAAUGAUGAUUCCAUCAUCCUUGUCAGGACAUGUAAACCAGCAGAAGAAAACAAGCAUGGGAUUGACCCCUUCCCCUGAAGUGCUUCAGUUAGUAGCAUCUUGUGUUGAUCCAGGCCCACAUCAUUCAUCAGCCUCUGGCAGGACUAGCUCAAGCUUCCUUGACACCAAUCUAACAUUACCGAAACCUAUUGACCAAGUGGGGGUUUCAAACUCGCAAAGUGUAUUUGAAGAAAAAGAUGAUAAGCAGGAUGCGCCCGUUACGGUAUUGAGUUCAACUCCAGAAGAUAAAGUAGAUGAUCCUGAAAGUGGGGAUUCCAGCAAAACUCAUUCAGAUCCUUCUAGAAGUGAACGGCCGGUUAUGCUUGAUGUGGAAGAAAUAUCUUCCGAGGGCACUGUCUCAGAUCAUCCUUUGAGUGAUCAGGAAUCAUAGCUGUAAUUUAAGAACCGAAAAUUAAAAGAAAGUUAUUCUUUUGUACUGCUCUAAACUGUCCACCAAUGUGCUCGAAUUUUUGUAGGUGUUGUCAAUGGAUUAGCCAAAUAUAGGAUUGUUAAAAACAUCUUAGUGUAAAGUUUCUCUUAGAGAAUGAAAAUAUAGUGUUGUCUUCUUUGUUGCAUCGCUUAGUUGUAUUUUUCUCCAUCCAUGUCUGACCAGUAAGCAAUUUAGGUAGUUUUUAGUUUACCCCUCUUCCUUUGUUGAUUUGGUUGUGUAAAGGAUAUCUGAAAGGGUGGCUGUUGUUAUAGUGAGAAAGCUACGAGGGCUCUAACUUGAUUUCCCACUUA